AAAAAUGUCGGUGAAAAUUGGAGGUGUCAAUUAAUUGUCUUGUAUUUGUGUGUGUGUGCGGGGAAGUAUAUAUACAUAUAUAUAUAUAUAUUAGUGUUGGGGAAUGGAGGAUAUUCUCUUCCGUGUGGGGGCAAAAGUGUGGGCGUUAGUGAAAGAGAGACAAAACUUGAAUCAAGUGUGAAAAUAAAAAAAAAAGAAAGAAACGAAACGAAGAGAGGGAAGUUGUUGUAUGUGAGUGCGAGAAGGAGGCGCUUCUGUAUUCGUGAACGAUACCGCGGUGGAUGGCGGGUGGGUGCUGGUGAUUCAGCCGAUCAGGAUCUUGUCCAGGACGAGAUUUUCAACAAGGAUUGGCCGACGGGGAUGAUGAUAAUGAUCCAUCAUCGUCGCGUUAAAUAAUUGUGAAAAUUCUCCCAACAAAAGUCUAUACGGUUUACGCAUAAAGGAGUUAUAAAAGUGCCGCGUGCAACUCCAAUUUUUUUUUUUGUGCUUUGCGUCCGUGUAUAUAUAUAUUUUUUUUCGUGAAUACAACCGGGUGUCUGAAUCAUACAUUUUUUGGAGGCUGCGACAUUGACCCGAAAUUUGAGAUUUGCUCCAAGAAAGAGAGAGAGAGAAAAAAUGAGUGAUUAAUUUUUAUCGUCGCCCCUCUCCCCCCACCCUCAUGUCUUCUGUCAAUUGCCAAAGUUCUCACUUCCGUGUCACAUUGCACUUCAGUGAAUUAACAAGAUGUUUGAAUGAAUUUCAAAAUUCGAAGGAAAAGAAAGCAGGUUUUAUUUGAUGCCUGGUAAUCAGAUGGAAAUAGAAAUUUGAAAAAGAGAGAGAGAGAGAGACGACUUGACACACAAAACGUCCAAGAGGCACAAGCGCUUCAUAAGCGACGGGCUGUGAUUCAACCAAGUUGUGAUUCAAGUUUUUAUCAUUUAACCUUGUUUUUUUUGUUUGUUUGUCUUUUUUUUAUUUUGUCAAGUGUCUUCGAUAUUUGAUUGAUAUAGAAAAGAUCGUCUCCGGUGAUUGUUGUGUUGAAUUUUUUUUCGACACACACACACACAUACACGUGAGACUGAAAUUUUUGCACGAGAUUCUAAAGGAAUAUUACAGUGGAAGAUUUAAAUAAUAGAAUUACAAGUAGAAUUUUUAGAUAUUUAAUAAUCAUUAACGCUUUUAAAAGCGUAAAAAAGUAAACGAGUGCCUAAAGUAAAACAGUAGCAACGCAGCGACGGAGGGCAGAUCAGCAACCCGGGUACGGGAUCAGGAGCGGCGUCAUGUCCGACGACGAAGACAAACCCCCUGCACCACCGGUGCGACUCACUUCGAACAGAGGUGAGUCCACGCCUAAUUUACCAGUGGACAUGCGACCAUUGCCAAAAGAACCUGAUUCAGAGGAACGCAAGAAAAAGACUUUGAAAAGCAAGAUGAAGGUGAAGGAGAAUAAGGACAAACCUAACAUUAGUUAUCCAACUAAUUUCGAGCACACAGUUCAUGUUGGAUUUGACGCAGUGACCGGUGAAUUUACGGGGAUGCCGGAAGCUUGGGCAAGGCUGCUGAUGUCCAGCAACAUCAGCAAACAAGAGCAAAAGAAAAAUCCACAGGCAGUUCUUGAUGUACUCAAUUGGUAUGACAACAGCAGUAAAGAAGCGAAAGGCUCUAAAUUCAUGACAACGACAAAAAUGGUUGGAGUUGUUGCGCCUAUAGAAAGAGCCAGCAGUCCUCGGAAUAUUGGUGUGAGCAUUGGUGUUGGAAUAGGAAAUAUGCGUGGACAAGCGAUGUCACAGGCUUCCGGAAGUUCACAUUCACAACAUUCACUCAGCAGAGUAAGCAGUAGUAGUCCAAGCAGUACACCAACAGAUGCUUGUGCCACAAGUUCUGAACAGGAAGAUGAACCUCCACCACCGCCAAUUUCCGCAAGACCUGAACGCACGAAAUCAAUUUAUACAAAACCAAUUGAAGAAGAACCACUUCCGCCACUUCCAACGUCACUUGGCUCACCGCAACGAAAUGGAACUCCACAACAGCAAAAUCCAGCUGCACAAUUGGAUAAAAAUAAAAAUCAAGCAACGCCAAUUGAUCAAUCGCGACCGGCACAAAGUGAAAAGACGCGUAAAAAGAAAAUGUCAGACGAUGAAACAUUAGAAAAAUUGCGAACAAUUGUCAGUGUUGGUGAUCCAAUAAAGAAAUAUACAAAAAUGGAAAAAAUUGGACAGGGCGCAUCGGGCACUGUUUACACGGCAAUUGAAACAUCAACGGGAAUGGAAGUUGCAAUAAAACAAAUGAAUCUUUCACAACAGCCAAAGAAGGAAUUAAUUAUUAAUGAAAUAUUAGUAAUGCGGGAGAAUAAACAUCCAAAUGUUGUCAAUUAUUUGGAUAGCUAUCUUGUUGGUGAGGAAUUAUGGGUGGUUAUGGAAUAUUUGCCUGGUGGUAGUUUAACGGAUGUUGUCACUGAAACAUGUAUGGACGAGGGACAAAUUGCCGCUGUUUGUCGUGAAGUAUUACAGGCACUUGAAUUUCUUCAUUGCAAUCAAGUUAUUCACAGGGACAUUAAAUCGGAUAAUAUUCUUCUUGGUUUGGAUGGCGGUGUGAAAUUAACUGAUUUUGGCUUUUGCGCACAAAUCUCACCUGAACAAAGUAAAAGAACAACGAUGGUGGGAACUCCAUAUUGGAUGGCACCGGAAGUUGUCACACGAAAACAAUACGGUCCGAAGGUCGACAUAUGGUCCUUGGGGAUAAUGGCUAUCGAAAUGAUAGAAGGAGAGCCACCGUAUUUAAAUGAAAAUCCUUUAAAAGCUCUUUAUCUAAUCGCGACAAAUGGCAAACCAGAAAUUAAGGAGAAAGAGAAGCUGUCGGGCAUUUUUCAAGACUUUUUAGACCAAUGUUUAGAAGUUGAAGUCGAAAGACGCUCAUCAGCCUCGGAACUUCUUAAGCAUCCAUUUUUGAAAUUAGCAAGGCCGCUGGCCUCAUUAACGCCACUGAUAAUGGCGGCUAAGGAAGCAGCAAAAGGUCAUUAGGAGAAUAAAAUUUCGACUGGCAGAAUAGUUGAGUGAGACGUCAUCAGUAAAAAAAAAAAAAAUUAAAAAUAAUGAAUUACCCUCCCAAAAGGUAACGGCACAAUAAUUCAAUAAUUUAUAACGAUUAAUGAAUAUCAUAUAUAUAUAUAUAAAUAUAUAUAUAAAUAUAAAUAUAUAAAUAUAUUAGAUAGAACUUCAGAUAUCACCUGAUAUCAAGAAGCAGUUAAAAAAAAUUUUUUUUUUGAACGUUCAAAUCUCUGGAGUCACGAUAAAUUAAUUUAUUGCGAUUUAAUUGGAUCACUAAUUGAAUCUAUGAAUAUUCAAUUAUGUUAAUUUAACUGAAUUACAAAUUAUAGUUUAAUUAUAGCGGAACUCAAUUAAUAUUUAUUAUAUAUUAUAAUAAUUUAUUUUAAAAAAAAUUAUUCUUUAAAUCCAUUGUUUUUGUUUAGAAAUUUUUCUAAAAACAAAACAAACAAAAAAAAGAGGAAAUAAAUUUCGACUUAAAGACCCAAGAGAUUUGAACGAACGAUGAUCGAUUAUUUUCUAAAUAUUAUUAUAUAUAUAUAUAUAUAUAAUUAUACGAAACGAGUAUUACUGACUCUUUUUUGAAGAACGAGUUAGCUACAUUGAUACACAACUACUAUUAGAGAGAACCUUACUAGAUAAUAACUUUUAAGCUGAUAUUGAGUAAAAAAACAAACGUGUAACUGACGUGGGUGAAUACUCGUUGUUGACUACACCGUCAUCGCCAAAAAGUUCAAACAUUAAGUCUUUUUUUGACAUGUUGCGUAUGAGCGAUAUCUAAAAAGAAUGGUCCCGUUAAGUGACGAGCGGUGGUUUUAUGUAGAUUUAUUGGCAGGGGUGGGGAUAGGAUUUUUGUUGGUUUCUGAUUGGUUGAUUCGCGGAGAUUCUUCGCUGAUGUCAUCUGGAGCCCUCUCUUCACCCUCAAAAUAGGGUUUGAUGUCCUUUACGUGGACGAUGUGACAUUUCCCUUCCUGAUCGGCGAUCUCAAUAACGGUCUGGCUUAUUAUGUCGGUAAGUACAAAAUUCCCUUUAAAUUUCGUCGCUAAUUUUGAUGAAAAAUUGGCAAUGGCGGACGAUAACGGUCUUUCUCGUUUACUUACUUUGUCACCAACGGAUGGUGUCCAGUCGCGUCUUUUACGAUCAUAAUAUGCGGUUUGACGCGUAAAUGCUCGUGCCAAAUUUACUCGUACGAGCUCCAUCGUGUCUUUCAAUUUGUCGACCCGUUUGGGGAUUGGUUGCGUAUUUUUUUCUAUUGUUGCUUUUAGAGUACUGGGAGGCAAGAUCUCGCGUUGAAAAUUUAAAUAUGCGGGGGUAAACAACGUCGAUUCGUGUUUCGCCGUGUUUAUCGCGAAUUGAAACUCACAAAGUAACGCAUCCCAAGUCUUUUGAUUAUCGUUUACGUAUUGUGAAGUCAUUGUUUUUAUCGUUUUGUUUGUUCUUUCAACGGGAUUGCAUUGGGGUGAGUAUGGGGGUGUUCUUUGGUGAGUUAUUCAAAACUCGUUUAAUAAAUUCGCGAAUUCAGUCGCCCGAAAUUGACUCCCGUUAUCGGUAAUUAGAAUCCUGGGACAACCGUAUCGUAAAAUUACUUUUUCUUUUAGCGCGUUUAUAAUUGGUCUGGUUUUUUGUUCACGGAGGGGAUGUAGCUCGACCCACUUUGUAAAUUUGUCUUGCAUUAUCAGUAAAUAUUUAUUACCGCGUGAUGAUCUUACGAGAGGACCUACUACGUCCAUUGAGACAUACUCCUAAGGAUAAUUGGCGUUACAGGUACCCAUUUUUCCGGGAAUCGCCGUUUGGGGUAAUUUGUGUGAUAGACAUGGUUCUCACCGUCGUACACAAUUUGCGAUGUCACCGUUCAUUUUUGGCCAAUAAUAAUUUUCUGCGAUUAUUGGGCGCUGCAGUCUGCAUGGCCGGCUUCAACUUGUCAAAUUUCAGUAACUGAAAAUGUCCUCUCACAGGAAUCACAUCCAAACCAUCCGCACACAAAUUUAGAUCAGACAUCUCCACCACCAACUGAUUAUUCUCGAUGACACUGGCUGCCACACCAGGCAUUUUAUCAUCAUACCAACACUGCAAGUACUUCACAUCACAAUCGGCUUAGAUCCCUCAAAAGAUAUACACUCGGACACCACGCGCUCACGCAACGGCUCAUGAGUAGCAUGCGGAAGAUCCAUCACUAACUCCUCAUCCAGAGGGCGACCAAUAUGUCUUGUGAAAAUUACAUCCGAUUCAUAAUACCCCGCCUUCUUCGCGUUCACCCGUCUCAUUGCAUUCCACGUUAUUAACACCUCAUCGGGCACUACCACUGAUGUUACAUACUUAUACAAUAAGUCCUCCACAUCCGAAUAAUAUACGAGUGACUUCGUGUGCCUGCUAAUAGCAACUAUUGCCCAUGGCACCUGAUCGUAUAUCAUUAAGGGUUUCUCAUUCUUCUUUAUACAUAUCACGUGUUCGUAUGUAGCGCCUUGCGCUUCGUGAAUUGUCAAGACUGCCGAUCCCUUUCCUACCCCAUAUUUAUUAUCAACCAACUGCUGUUUAUCACUCUGAUUGUGCACCAAGUACAAGGUGUAAUCCUGAUCGCGUCUUAUCCCGGAAAAGUUCUCACUGUAGCGCUUCCAAACCAUCGACCGCACCAGCAAAUUGUUAGUGUAUAUCGGUAACGAGCUGUACAUAGGGCUCAACACAUACAUCACGUCUAUCGGACACCAAUAUGAAGCGUGCAACUCCUCACGCACGUCCAUGUACGAAGACGGCAAAGUGUACUUCAGGUCCGACACAUGAUCCCUAUCUAUGUACGGUAUUUGAUUCUUAUCUCCCAGACACACAACUUUCUUUGCACCAGUCAAGAGUGUCACCUAUCCCAACACACCAGCAUGUGACAUCAAAAACUCAUCCAUCCACACCACAGCGAACUGUUUAUCACACCCAUUCACCAGAACAGACUGCACUGUUCUAUAAUAGGUGUUCAAAAACACUUUUGGGACACCCUUUGCUUCUGCUCUCUUCCUAAAUUCACUGACCCCAUCAGACGUAGUGCACAACACCAAGUCACUACCGCUCUUAUGUGGCAACACGUGAUUUUGCAUUAUAUAAUGGGUCUUUCCACAACCAGGAGGUCCAUUGACCCACACCAAGUCCGGUAUUUUCACAUCCAUUGGUUCAUGACGCAUCAAUCUCCUUUCGAUUGCUUUGUUCAGCAUUAUUUUUGUUCUCUUAUUCACAAACACAUACCUGCCCUUUGUCAAAUCACACUCGAAUGUGCCCCCGGGUUCGUUCCAAAAGACAUAACCAGUAUUAAAAUAUCCGGCCAUGUACUUGACUUUCGUUGGUAACAUGUAGCACUUCCGCACCAGAUCAAAAACAUUCACCAUGUUCUUUGUCAUAUACUCGGCCAUGCAUUGUGAUGACAAAAAUGCAGAAUCAGUGUACUUUUCGAAUUCAGACUUUAGCGUAGCCGCAUUAACAGCAUCCGCAGAAGAUAUUAUAUGUCCUCAACCCAACCUCUUCUCGCGUCAGCGCCGGUAGAAACUCAACCUGCAUUUCACUCUUUGGCUCCACGUAACCAAUUUCCUUUCGAUUCACUAUCGAGUAAAACUCAAAAUAGGGAAGGCUCUAAGAGUGAAACUCUUCGUCCUGAGUCAAACUUAGUUCUGAGCUCUCCGUGUCGGGCCUGCUGCUUUUAUGUCGGUCCGUCUGGCAGAGAAGCGGUGGGGGAGCUCGGAGGUCUGAGCGCCUGGAGGGGGAAAUUACUUGGGCUGCGCGACGCUAGGUCGGUUCUCGGUCGCUGGUGCGCAACUUUUCGCUCCGUGCAGUGGGGCCUUUCUCCACCGUCCGCGCUUUUUACCUAUACGUUUGUUAUUGAUUUGUUUUUUUGUCUCAGUAAUUUCUAUUCUAACGGUCAUCACAACAUUAUCAGUCAAAACUUGUAAAAAAAAAAAAAUUAUCUUUGCGUCAGACUUAUAUUUUUUGAACCAAUUUGGAAAAAAUUGAACAAUAGGUUCUUUUUCUUAAUUAACAAUGUGUAAAAAAAGGAAAGAAAACAAAAAUAAUGCCUAGCUCAAAAACCUGAUUUUAGUCGUUCCACCGGUUUUAAAAUUUCAACGUUCUCAAAUUAUUGUCAGAAGCAAUAAAAAUGCAGCUUUGAUCGAUCGUCAAUUUUUAACUUGAUUUUUUUUAUAUAUAUAUUUUUUUGAAAUAUUUUUAUUAUCGAAUUUAUUUCACAUUAUGACAAAAACUAAUUGAUUGUGAAAUAAAUUCGGUGUUAUUAUUAUUUUUUAUUACUAUUAUUAUUAUUAUUGCUAUUAUUAAUUUAUAAAUAGUAUAUCAAUUUUAUCAAAAGGUUGCGUGAUUUUAUAAUAAUUUAUUGAGACUAAUCGAAUUAUUUUAUUGUUUUCGUCUUGUAUAUUAUUUUUUCAUGAGAUGUAUUAAAUUUUAAUUCUCGUAAUUUGUUUUUAUCUUGCGAAUUUGCAAUUUUUAUUUUCAGUUUUGUUUGUUUACUGGGCCGAUUUUUUUUAAAAGAGAACUUUUUCUCUUGUUUUUUUUCUCUUAUAAAGAAAAUAAUUUUUCCUGUAUCAGUAUUUUUUUUACCCUUUUUAUGUCGUCCUUUCUUUUUAGUUAUUGAAUACAAUUUUAAAAAUAUGUUUUAAAAUUUUGUAUUAUUAAAAAUAAAUUUUGUAAAUUAUACUUUUGUUUAUUACGAUUUUGAUCUCUUUUGCAAAAUGGCCUGAGAAAUUGGUUUGUUUGCGAAAAAAGGAAUUUAGUAUUAGAAAUUCAGACAAAAAUAUAUAUAUAUACACUGAGAGAAAUGGAUAGUAAGAAUUUGAUAGUAAAAAGAAAGAUUGUACAAGGUACUAUCAUUGUGUUACUGACAAGAAUCUACUAUCAACAUUUUACUAUCCAAGAUGUUACCCAAAGACGUAAAAUAUGUUAGCUUUUGGAUUGUAGUCACUACUAUCAAAUAUUGUAAAAAUUAAAUGUGAGCGCAUGCGCUGAUUGUGGUGUAUACUUCGCCUAUUCAAUUGCGGUCCUUGUGUUUUCACGCACGUGUUUAUAUAUAGUGAAAAAAAUUGUGAAUAAAAAAAUGGACGAGUUUGUUAAAAAUUUAUUAAUGUCGUGGAAUAUGGAAUCUUUGAUUCCAUCUUUUGGAGGUAGGUUUAUUAUUUUGAUUGAAUUAGCGAAGACUGAAGUGUGAACGUGUUUAUAACCUCAAAACAAUUUUGCGUUGUUUAGACGGUAAAAUUGAUGAAGAAUUGUUUUACUUACUGGACAAUGAUACAAUAUCACUCAUUAUACCAAAACCAGAACCUCGCUUAAAAUUUUUUAAAAAAUUUUAAGAUUACAAAAAUCAAGUAAGUUUUUUUUCGUUUGUAAAAAUGUACAUGUGUUUAUUGAAAUUUUUUUUUGGAAAAAAAACUUUCAUAUUUUUUCUUACUUUUUUUAAAGUUAAAAAUUAGUAAAAUAAUACAAAUUCAAUUGACUCUGUGAAAAAAAUGUACCGUUUGAUAAAUAUAUUUAUGUUUAAGCAAGUCCUUUUUAUAGACGGAGUGAAAAAAUAGACAUACUCCUUUUUAUGUAAAAAGUUUAAAGUUUAAAUUCUUAUCGAAAUGUUUUAUUAAAAUAAAAUGAAAUUAUUUAAGUUUACAAAAAAAGCGAGGUUAGGUUCGUGUAUAUUUGCCACUCGAGAACGUAAAGAGAUCGUAUAUAAAAUUUUUAACAUCAAAGAUUGUAAAUUGUACAAUCAAAUUUCUAUAAUCAUCUGAUAGUAAAUACUACAAUCUAUAUCGCUGUCUGUAUAUUUAGCACUAAAUAUGGUUGCCCUUAACAUCAUUAUGUUACCCAGUAGCAUAAAUUUCUCUCCGUGUAUAUAUAUAUAGAGAGAGAAUAGUUAAAUUUUAUUUUAAUGUAAACGAAAAUUAAUUUAAAUUUUCGUCUCUUAUUAUUAAUUUUUAAAGCCCAGUAAACGACAAACGAAAGAUGUAUUUUUUAUUUUCUAGAUGUAUAAUUUAUCAAGCGAUCGGUAAAAAGAAAAAAAAACUUGAUCUCUAUUGGAUUAAGUGGAAUCGCAAUAACUGUGGUUCGUCCGUGUAUUGAAAUCUAUAAUAAUUAUAUAUUUAAAAUAUAUGAACGAUGGAAAUUUUAAGACAAGGUUCAAAACGUAGAGAGAAAGAGAGUGAGAUAAAAAAUGAAAGCGAGAGUGAGAGAGAAAAUGAAUUUAAAAAAAAAAAGAUUUUGUGACACUAUAAAGUGCCUGCCUUUUUCGUGUUUAGAUACACGUAAAAAUCUAACACUAGAAUUCCAAAUAAAAAGAAAAAUAAUAAAUAAUACACCGUAAAAGAAUAAAUAAAAAAACAAACAAUUGAACACUUGAUUUUUUUAGGACCAUCGGUAACAAAAAAAAAAAAAAAAAAAAACAAAAAAAACCAACGUAUAGGAUUUUAUUAUUAAAUUAAGAGCGAAUUUAGAAAUUGAGGUUUCCGUACAGCGAGAGCGUGUCGCUUUUCUAAAUGUGCUAUAUAUAUUUUGAAAAGAAUAUCAGAUUGUGGUAAACGGAAACCUUUUAUAAGUUAGUGCGACAUUUUUGUAGAAUUGUCUUUUCCAAAUCUUGUUUUGCAUAUAAUAUACAUAUAUAUAUAUAUAUAUAUUAUAUAUAUAAAAAAAAGAAUAAGUUGUCUUGUAUCAAGUAUCAAAUUUGUAUAAUGUGAGAGAAAAGACGAGAAUUUUAAGUGUAAUAUUGAUGAGAACGGAGAAAUUUUUACCGAGACGAAAUAUAUUUGCGAUAUUUUUCAAAUUUGGAAUUUUAAAAUUUUUCUAUUUUCAUAAAAAAAAAUGGGAGUUUAACAAAUUAGGAUAUACAAUUUGUUUUCUAAAUAAAAAUUAUUUUUUUUGAAUUUGAAAAAAUUCUUUUUAAAUAAAAAAAAAUAGAAAAAAUAAUAGUAAAAUUAAAAAAAAAUUGUUUAGACGAGUGUAAAAGGAUGAAAAAAUUUUCAAGUUCCAAAAUUGGAAACCGGUGAAAAUGAUUUGAGAGUGAUUUAAUUUUUUUUUUAAAUUUCAUAUCUAGUAGCUUGAUAUUAUUGCGAAGCACGUGAUUAGAAUUUCAUUUUUCUUUAAAAAAAAAAAAAAAAAAAAAUCAACGUAUAAAUGAAAUGGCUCAGUUUUUAAAACUAGAUUUAUCAUUUUAUCUUGAUUCGGAGCCAAAAUCGAUAUUUGACAUUUGACUUUAUCUCUGAAUCGACUUAAAAUCAUAAGCUAGAGAUAUAGUGAAUAUUAGUGGGACAAAAAAAAACCAAGUAAUUGUGCACGUCUAGUAUUAGUAAGGGUAUAAAAAAAAAUUACGUUAACGAAAUAUUUUGAUCGAAAAUAUAUUGAUAUUUUGAUCAAAAAAGAAAAAAGAAAAAAAAAAAAAAAGACGAUAAAAAAUGUAUUUAAAAAAAGAAAAUAAGGAGAAAUGGAGCAAAUAUGGUAAAGAGAUCUUGCAUUUUCACAAAUAUCUCUACUCUUAUUACAAGAUAAAAAAAAAAAAAAGUCGCGUCGUUAUUUAUAUUAUAUUAUAUAUUGUUAACGUGUAUGUAUGUUUCCAUUCCUUUUAUGGUGGAAGAUUUUUUGAAAUUGAAUUAAGUCAAGGCGAACGCGAUUCCUUUUUUUAUUACCUUUCAAAUACUGAAAAGAGGCACCAUUUGUGUAAUACAUAUUAUGUGAUCUAUAAAUACAUACAGACCAUUAUCAUAUAUAUGCAGAAGUGAUUCGAAAAUAUUUUUAUUAAGGAAAUAUGAAUUUUUCGUGUGAGAAUGAUUUUUUUCUUUCAUAUUUGUUUAUUUAUUUCGAAAAUUAUAAAUUUUUUCAUUACUAUUAAUUCUGGAAUGUUUACAAAUUUUAUUAAUUAAAAAAGAAAAAAAAUUUAUAUUUUAUUGUAUCUUACAGGGAUCACAGUACCUUUUUUCUUAAAAAUAUGAAAAAUAACUAAUUUUUAUCUAUUCAAAUUUUUAUUAAGUGAAAUUUUUCAUCAAUAUUAUUGAAUAAUUAAUACUUUAAAAUUUGGACAAUUUAAAAUUCGGAUAAUUUGCAACUUAAAUCAAUUCAAAUUCAAAUAAUUAUAAAAAAUAAAUAAAUUAAAAUUUUUACAAUUUAAAAUUCAAAUAAUUUGAAACUUAAAUCAAUUAAAAUUCGAAUAAUUUUAAAAAUAAAUUAAUUAUAAAAUUCAGAAAAAUGGAAAUUCAAAUAGGUUAAAAAAAUAAAUUAAUUAAAAUUUAAACAAUUUAAAAUUCAAAUAAUUUGAAAUUUAAAUCAAUUAAAAUUUUGGAUAAAUUGAAAUUUGGAUAAUUUGAAACUUAAAUCAAUCAAUCUUAAGGUAAAUUGAAAUUUUAUUAAUUAUAAGUCUCAAUCGAUUAAAAUUUUAAUAGAAUAAAAUAGAAUUAAAUUGAAAUUUAAAUGAAUAAAAAUUUGAAUAAAUUUAAAUUGGAAUAAAUUGAAUUGAUGGUUAAUUAGAAUUAGAAUGAAUUUAAAUUUAGAUCGAUUAAAAUUUAAUUCAAUAAAUGCUUCAAUUAAUUUAAAUUUUAAUUUAUUGAAAUUUUUCUUUAAAUCAUUUUUAAAUCAAUGGAAAAUUUUCGAUAAAUUGAAGCUUCGGUCAAUUGAAACAUUUAAAGAAAAGGUGAAAAAAGUAACUUAUUAUCAAAAUAGAUAUAAAUAAAAGGUUAAUAGGUGUGAUAAACCUGUGUUCCCUGUUUCUAUUUUAAGAAAAUAUCAUUAAACAAAUUUUUGAAAACAAAGACAGUUCGAUAAAUAGAUUUUUAAUAGAAAUAUAUUUCGAAUCUAAUUCUGAUUUCAUAGGAAAAAAAAACGAGAAAACCAAAAAAAAAAUAAAAUAAAAUAAAGACUGUGAUUAGGAGCGUGAGGAAAAAAAAUAGAAAUGAAAACAGAAUUUAUUAUGCAAGAUCGCAAAAAGUACAAAAUCUGUACCAUAACAUGCCUUAAAAUGAAUGAUGUUGUAGAUGCUCAUUAAAAAAAAAAAAAAAUCAUUAAUUUUUAACGUGCAAGUAUUUAUAUAAUGGCUUUAGCUUUUAUUAGCGGUACUGAAUUCAGACAUAAUAAAAUAAAAUAAUUAAAAUACGAAAAAAAGGAAUGGGGGUAAAUAAAACGUGAACGUCUUGACUUAAAUUCAAUGUGCAUUUAGUCAAGGGAGAAUUGUAUUACUAUUAUUAUUAUAUUAUUAGUAUUAUUAAAAUUAUUACAUUAAUAUAAUUAUUAUUAAAUAUUAAUAUAUUAUUACUAUUAAUAAUAUUAUUAUAUUGAUGUAAUAAUUAAUGUUAUUAUUUCAAAAAUGUGAGAUAGGUUCCUGACACAAAUGUCCCACCAAUGCGAUUAUAGACGUAGUUUUACAAAAGAAAAAAAAAGAUGUUUAUGAAAAUGCUUUGCGAUCUCGUCUGUAAGAUGAUUAGGCCUACAGUUUUUUUUUUAUUAUUAUUUGUAAUUAUUAGCGUUUUUCUAUUAAUAAGUAUUGAUGUUAUCGUCGAGAAAAGAGCAUUUUGUGUAUGAGAAAGAGAAGAAUUUCUCGGUAUAAAUGCAAAUCGUUCUCUAAGAGAAACAAUUUUGACAACAAAGGACAAAAGGAUUAAAAAAAAAAAAAAAAAACAGAUGAAGUAAAAAAACAAAUUUAAUAAUAACUACUGUUGUAAAGAAUAACGCCUAGAUUUUUGCGUAUAUAUUAUACUGUAACUCCUUUCAGUUUGUUUAAAAACGUUAUUAAUAUAAGGAAACAUUUUAUAACA
Messenger RNA from Leptopilina boulardi, 12781 nucleotides. RefSeq names its product serine/threonine-protein kinase Pak (gene Pak). Gene Ontology annotation, molecular function: ATP binding; protein serine/threonine kinase activity. Gene Ontology annotation, biological process: intracellular signal transduction; regulation of axonogenesis; regulation of MAPK cascade. Gene Ontology annotation, cellular component: cytoplasm. The transcript is spliced from 8 exons. Lineage: Eukaryota; Metazoa; Arthropoda; Insecta; Hymenoptera; Figitidae. The coding region runs from base 1260 to 2999 and encodes 579 amino acids. The record is from RefSeq and is a predicted model, not a curated record.